Polistes dominula (European paper wasp) is the source of this 1139-nucleotide messenger RNA. Its product is annotated as solute carrier family 35 member E3. The record is from RefSeq and is a predicted model, not a curated record. Lineage: Eukaryota; Metazoa; Arthropoda; Insecta; Hymenoptera; Vespidae.
AUUUUAAUCAAGUUAAAAAUAUAGCACAUGAUUUGUGCUUGACAGUAUCCGCAUGCAGAUACGAUUGAUUUUAAUUAAUAAUGUUACCGGCAUAUUCAGUUGAUUUAAGAUAUCAUUUAAGAAUAUUACAAAUUUAAUUGAUUUUAAUUGUGACAUUGUUUUAAAAGUAUAAUAAGUGGUGUGUCAAGAUGAAUAAAAAAGCUAUCACCGCAUUUUAUUUGACAUUAAAUAUUUUCUUUUCCAUUGUUAUCGUAUUACUAAAUAAGUGGCUGUAUAUUCAUACUAAAUUUCCUAAUAUUACAUUGUCAAUGAUACAUUUUAUUAUUACCUUUAUCGGUUUACUCAUUUGUCAAAGAAUGUAUGUCUUUUGUGUCAAGGAUAUUGAUAUUAGAGAGAUGUUAUUUAUUGCAGUUACAUUUUGUGGAUUUGUUGUAUUAACAAAUUUAAGUCUCGCUCAUAAUACAGUUGGAACGUAUCAAGUGGCUAAAAUGCUAACAACCCCUUGCAUUAUUUUUAUGCAAAUAUUAUUUUAUAAAAAACACUUCAGCAUAUUUGUUAAAUUGACAUUAAUUCCAAUCAUUAUUGGCGUUAUAAUGAAUUUUUAUUAUGACAUACAAUUUAAUGUCAUUGGAACGGUUUAUGCAACCUUGGGAGUAUUUGUGACAUCUUUAUAUCAAGUUUUAAUUAACAGAAAACAAAAAGAAUUUCAAAUGGAUCCUAUGCAAUUGUUGUAUUAUCAAGCACCCUUAUCAGCAAUUAUGUUGCUUAUUGUUGUACCAUUGUUGGAACCUGUUGGACAGACCCUCAGUUACAAUUGGACAUUUUGGGACAUAUUCAUGGUUAUAUCUUCUGGCAUAGUUGCAUUUUUUGUAAAUCUAACAUCGUAUUGGAUAAUAGGACAAACCUCACCUUUAACAUAUAAUAUGGUGGGACAUUCCAAAUUCUGUCUUUUACUUUUGGGUGGAGCUAUUGUAUUUCAUGAAACUUUAGCGAUGAAUCAAGUCAUUGGAAUAACUUUGACAUUGACUGGAAUUAUUUUGUAUGCUCAUGUCAAGAUGAAAGAUAUACAAAAUGUUACCUCGGAACUUGCAUUAGAAGAAAGAAAACCUCUGUAUAAAGUGUAAUUAAUUUUGUAUAAA